Molecule: messenger RNA, 2583 nt
Organism: Trypanosoma conorhini
Lineage: Eukaryota; Euglenozoa; Kinetoplastea; Trypanosomatida; Trypanosomatidae
Product: major vault protein
Exons: 1
Coding region: 1-2583 (860 amino acids)
Cellular component (GO): cytoplasm; nucleus
Source: RefSeq, a predicted model, not a curated record
AUGCCGACGGGCGAUGUGCUGUUGCGGCUUAAGCCGUACGAGUACGCUCACGUCAUGAAUGAAAACACUAACACAACGGAACUUUUUGUUGGUCCCCAGACACGGGCCCUCGCGUCGGACGAAAAAAUUUCCAAGCCUGUGGCACCGUUUCACGUGGUGCCGCAUGGGAGCUAUGCUGUCAUUGAGAAUCCCCACGUUCGGGACAGGGAUGGAGUGACGCCCGUGCGUGACAAGUACGGCCAGGUAAAGGUGCGAGUAGGUGAGCGAGAGAUCGUGCUUGGUACCAAGACCUUUCCACUCUAUCCCGAGGAGCGACUUGUGCUUGUGGCCCCCAUGACAGUUCUCCGCCAAGAUGAGGGCCUUGAGGUGAAGGCGCUGUGCAGCUACACUUCCAGCGAUGGCGUGAAGCGCGUGGCGGGUGAACGCUUUGUCUACACUGUCCCCGGGAUGUAUUGUCCACGCGUGGAGGAGGAAGCAGGGAAGGUGCGUCGCGCCGUGACAAUCAAGCAAGGCCACGCAAUCCGAGUUCAUGCACUGGAGGCAUUCGUGGACAAGGAUGGCCAAUCGCGGAGAAAGGGCGAAAUGUAUCUCCGUACGGAGCCCACCUCAUACCUUUGCUCCGCCUCGGAAGAGUUUCUGGGGCAUGUCUCUCCUUUGGUGCUGCACCCUGGCGAAGGGUUGCAUGUGAAGGUGUUGCAGCGCUUUGUGGAUGAUAGGAAGCAUGGGAACGGUGCGGAGCGUCUUGCGGGGCAAGUGUACCUUGUCACGCACGACGAUGCUCCCUUGUUCCUGUUACAUCCUUAUGAGGUAAUUGUACAAUCUGUCAAUAUGUUACAUGUGAGCAAAAAACAGUACGCGGUUGUGGUAAAUAGGAAGAACUCAUGUCGCCGCUUUGUUACAGAUGCCUCAUUUUAUUUGCAGCCGGACGAGUGCCUGGAGGGAAAUGCCAUUCAUGACAGUUAUCUCCUUCACGAAGGGCAGGCCCUUUUAUUAAAGGCAUUAGAGGAUUUUGAGGACACCGACGUCCAGCCACCGGUCCAGCGACACGUUGGAGAGGUUUGGCUUCUGUAUGGCCCACAGGAAUACGUCCCAAACUCCUUUACUGAGGUAUGUAAGGAUAAAAACAAUAACGCCGUGCGAGAGCGCAUCAUCCUCACGGACGGGAAGGGAAUCUACGUACGCGACAUCGCCACGGGUGAGGUGAGGUCGGUGAAUGGCCCAGGGGCAUACAUGCUGGCUGCCUCGGAGGAACUUUGGGAGAAGAAAUUGUCGCCCGAUGUGGAGAGGUGUCUUGCAGAGCAGCACUCUCUGCCGCCUGAGCCGAUAGAAGCAAUUAACCCUUUUCAGCCCCCUUCUGCCCACGGGCUUCGGGGGAAAACACACUGGACGGUGAUGUAUAGGGUUCCACACAGAAGUGUGACUCAAGUUUACAAUUACAAGGCCUUAACGACUCGAACUAUUUUUGGGCCAGAGCGUGUUUUACUGGAGCCGGAUGAGGAGUUCACGCUUGUGACACUCUCAGGUUCGCCAUUUGACUCAACUAACCCCGGUCUCUGCCCCCCGAAGGAGGCCAACCACAUCAAAGCACUUCAUUUGUUUCUUGGACCCUCGAAUAUGAAGGAUGUUGUCAAUGUGGAGACACGGGAUCAUGCCCAACUUGCCUUGCAGCUCUGCUAUGCCUGGUAUUUUGAUGUCGCCCCUGGAGAUGAAUUGGCAGCAGAAAAGUGUUUUAGCGUCAGCGACUUUGUGGCCGAUACCUGCUCAUUCAUCGCCGGCCGCAUCCGUGCCGCGGUGGCGUCACUGCCGUUUCAGCAAUUUCAUAAAAACAGCGCAAAGAUACUGCAGGAAGCCGUCUUUGGGGUGGAUCCCAUCAGCCAUGCUACACGGACGGAGUUGCGCUUUGCGGCGAACAACUUUGUUGUGACCUCCGUGGACACGCAGCGGAUGGAGGUUCUCGACGCACGGACCCGUGAGGGUCUGCAGAAGUCUGUCAAGAUAGCCAUCCAAAUCACUACCCAGGCCCAGGAGUUGAAGGCACAGCAAAUUGCACUGGCUCGCGAGCAGCACUCCCGCGGCUUGCUUGAAAGGCAAAAGAUGCAAGAUCAGCUGGAAAAUGAAAUACGGCGACGCGUGUUACUGGAGGCUGAGUCCCACAGCUUCGCGAUGCAAAGUUCAGGUCGCUUGCGCUCCGUUGCCGACGCCGCCGCAAAGGCGGCGAGCGUGGAACAGGAGUCAGCAAUGAAAGCCGCACACAUUCGCGCAGCGAAGGAAGACAUUACAAACAACGUCUUGGCGGAGGUGGAACAUAUGAAGCGGGCGCUGCAGCAUGACUACGAGGAUCGUCGAGUGGCUUUGGCCCAUGAACUGGAGCGUGCUCUUGCGUAUAUUGAGGACGAAAAGUUUGCUUCCGUGAUGGACGCCAUUGGGCCUGAGACCGUACUGGAAAUCUCCAAGGCGGGACCUGAGCUUCAGGCGAAGUUGUUGGAGAGUUUGGGAUUGGAAGGCUAUCUCGUCAUGGACGGCAGUACGCCGCUUAACCUCUUUCGGACUGCCGCAGAAAUGAGUACACAGCCGUCCGCGUGA